AAUUCCUCCUAACUCCCCAAGCAACCAUACACACACACACACACACAAAAGGAGACAAGAAACCAUUUCCAUUCACUGUACUCCUAAAGUCUCACCAAAACAAGAAAACAUCAAACUAAACCUAGUAAAAUCCUACAAACCUUAAAAAUGGUGACUGCAGUUUCCACCUAUGAUCCCAGGGCAAAUCUUCAGAUAGGGAAGAACACCCACCACCCGAAUGGAGGAAUCAUGACUGAAAUCGAAGGCCUGAUCACGGUUUACAACGAUGGACGCGUCGAAAGAACCUCAAUCGUUCCGAACGUCGCCGCUAGUAGUCUUCCUCAACAUCUCGGAGUUACAUGCGGGGACGUCGCCAUUUUCGAACCUUCCAGAUUAUGGGCACGCGUUUAUGUCCCUAACGGCUCCCCGGGGAGGUUACCGGUUCUUAUUUACUUUCACGGCGGUGGGUUUUGCGUCGGAUCCGCUGCAUGGAAGUGUUACCAUGAAUUCUUGGCGAAUCUUUCGUCGCAGAUUCCAUGCGUGGUUAUCUCCGUGAAUUAUCGUCUGGCGCCGGAGCACCGCCUCCCGGCCGCCUACGACGACGGCGUCCGGGCGGUGGCGUGGGUGAAGCAACAGGCCGGAAAAAGUUACUCCGGCGGCCGUGAUGGCCUAAGCUGGUGGACGGACAAGUGCGAUUUUUCUCGGAUUUUCCUCGCCGGCGACAGCGCCGGCGCCAACAUAGCGUACAACGUUGCGGCGAGCGGCGGCGGCGGGGUCAAGGGUUUGGUUCUGAUUCAGCCGUUUUUCGGCGGCGAGGCGCGGACGGAGUCGGAGAAACACGCGGCUCAGCCGCCGUUCUCCGCCCUGAGUUUGGCGGCGUCGGACGCGUACUGGGCGCUGGCGCUGCCGGAGGGGUGCAGCCGCGACCACCCGUGGUGUAAUCCUUUGGCGACGACGAGAAUGAAGAAUUUGAAACUUCCGCCCACAAUGGUGUGCAUAUCAGAAAUGGAUAUUCUUAAAGACAGGAACAUAGGAUUUUGCGCCGCCAUGGGGACUACGGUUGAAAAGGUGGUGUAUAAAGGAGUCGGCCAUGCAUUCCAAAUUCUUCACAAUUACCCUCUUUCUCAGCCCAGAACUCAUGAAAUGAUGUCUCAUCUCAGGUCCUUUGUUGUCCAUCAUCACUGAAUUAAACAUGCAUGUUCUAGCUAGGGUUUUCUCAUACUGUAGCGGGAUGAGAUUAAUCCAAUUGAGUAUUAGGUAUGCUCGAUCGGUUCUUUUGUUUAAGUUUUAAAUGCAUGUAUGGAAAUUAAAACAAAAUUGUACUACUCCUUAGGAUGGAUAAGCUCAUGAUAUAGAUGAAGGAAUAUAUACACAUUAAGGGGAGUGACAUUUUUUGUUUUCUUGGUUGUUCAAACAUUACAUCAUGUACUCUUGUAUUGGUAUAUGAAUUGAAUUGCCUUGUCGGUAGCUGAUUCAAUUUAAA
Messenger RNA from Ipomoea triloba (trilobed morning glory), 1462 nucleotides. Its product is annotated as probable carboxylesterase 17. Gene Ontology annotation, molecular function: hydrolase activity. The record is from RefSeq and is a predicted model, not a curated record. Bases 148 to 1164 code for a protein of 338 amino acids. The transcript has a single exon. NCBI's taxonomy places the organism in Eukaryota, Viridiplantae, Streptophyta, Magnoliopsida, Solanales, Convolvulaceae.